Messenger RNA from Penicillium brevicompactum, 1470 nucleotides. RefSeq lists its product as uncharacterized. The transcript has a single exon. The coding region runs from base 1 to 1470 and encodes 489 amino acids. The record is from RefSeq and is a predicted model, not a curated record. NCBI's taxonomy places the organism in Eukaryota, Fungi, Ascomycota, Eurotiomycetes, Eurotiales, Aspergillaceae.
AUGGGGCCGAAGGCUUGCGACCACUGCAGUCAAGAAAAAUGCACCGAUGAGUCGUGUGCCAGAUGUAGUCGUCUCAAAUCCUUCUGUCCGACAUCUCGCCGUGAUAAGCGCAUAAAGCACCGCCUGGCUAUCCAGGCCUCCUCCUCUGGGGGGAGACCAGCUUGUAACAUGCAGUCCGAACAACGACGGAGCUCGGACUCCAGUGACAGCUAUGCUUCGUCCCUCAGUCAACGCUCAGACUCACAAUCCCUACACAAUGCCACCGAGCAGACAUUGACACCGGAGAGUACCAGUUCCAUGGUGCUUUCCCCUGAGAGGCCGCUUGCCUCUCCUACCACCUUGCAAACCACAUCGGAUGCCUUGCGCACUGUUAUGAAUGUCGAACAAUUCUCAGUCAUACAUUUACCGUUUAUGCUGGGAUCUAGCUUUAUUCCCGAUUCCCAAAAGACUAUAUAUGUCAUCUUGCGUUUAUCGGCCCCCACCCUGACUGAGGGGUAUCUGGCGUUUCUCGGAUUGAUGACAACAUAUCAAAAGUCCCUAGUCCUGCGGCGGAGCGAACCCGACAUGGUCAAGGCUGCGAAAGGCCUACAGCGUCUGCGUGGUAUCAAGAUCCAACAUGACUACGACGCAGCGUGUGCUCUUUUCCUCGGCCAGACGAUGUACGUCUUCAACGUCUUGACGGCUCCGUAUUCGAAUACGGCCCACACCAUUGUUCGCAGUGCGCUCAUGUCAACAAAGAGAUGGCUGCCCCGGUUGAUUGAAGCACCGAUCAUGGACACAAUAACCAUGUCUCCAAUCAUCAUUGACACUGUCGAAUGCAUCUUCCAUCGUGAGAUUCCAAUAAUUCGCCUCUACCCCCAACGUCGCAUUAUCGUUGAUCGAUAUGUGGGACUCUGUGCUACUCUUCUAUCGCACUUUUAUGACAUAUGCGAGUGCAGUCAUGCCUUGAAGACUACCACAUUUGAGUCCGGGUCUGAAGAACUUUCCGCCAUCUGGGAACGACUCGAUGACAUUGAAGAUGAUAUAAGGCGGUGGAGAGCACAAACACCGCCACAAUUGUUCGAAAAGUAUGGAAAACAUGCCGUUUUGGCAAUGGUCACGCAAGCGAAUGUAUAUCGUUUAGCGGGGUUGCUGGUCAUCCACCGCUUGCGAUAUCCACUGGGUGUCGAAGAUGAGCAGGCACAAAAGUUUGCAAAUAAUAUAUUUGCUGAGCUGGCAUUCUUUGCAAAAUCAGCUUCCAAGGAAGCGAGCGCGUUACCAGUAGUUUUCCCUUUGACCGUGGCUAUGUUUGAGGUCGAGGGACCUGGAGAGGAUCUGCUUGACCGUCUGGCCUCUUUUACCGUUCAGAGUGUCAGUGCAACACGACUUCAAGACUUCGUGAGGAUUGUCAGGCAUUCUAAACUUUCUCACUUCAAGGGCGUUUGGUUUGACUUGGUUGACACGCAUCUUCACGUUGCGGCGCCACCAUAG